This is a messenger RNA of Fragaria vesca subsp. vesca, 2405 nucleotides long. RefSeq names its product glucosidase 2 subunit beta-like. Bases 93 to 1979 code for a protein of 628 amino acids. Gene Ontology annotation, cellular component: glucosidase II complex. Gene Ontology annotation, biological process: N-glycan processing. Lineage: Eukaryota; Viridiplantae; Streptophyta; Magnoliopsida; Rosales; Rosaceae. The transcript is spliced from 17 exons. The record is from RefSeq and is a predicted model, not a curated record.
AACGCCUCUCUCUCUCUCUCUCUCUCUCUCUCUCUCCCCAUAGAGUCAGUCUGGUCUUGUCUCAGAGCAAAUAAUAAUAAGAUCGAAAGAAAAUGAAGUUGAAGAUUCCUCCCACGGUGCUGUGUCUACUCUCGCUAUCUAUUAUUAUCAGAUCAGCUGCUUCUUCUCCCCACGAUCAAUUUCUUGGAAUCGCUCCCCAAGAUGAGAAAUACUACAAAUCGUCGGAGGUGAUUAAAUGUAAAGACGGAUCCAAGAAAUUCACCAGAGCUCAGCUCAACGAUGAUUUCUGCGAUUGCCCUGAUGCCACCGACGAGCCUGGUACUUCUGCUUGCCCCACCGGAAAGUUCUACUGUCAAAAUGUGGGUCACGCUCCUCUCCACCUAUUUUCAUCUAGAGUCAAUGAUGGUAUUUGCGACUGCUGUGAUGGCAGUGAUGAAUAUGAUGGUAAAGUAAAUUGCCCAAAUACAUGUUGGGAGGCUGGGAAAGUGGCUAGAGAUAAGCUGAAAAAGAAGAUUGCUACUUACCAAGAGGGAGUUGCAAUACGAAAACAGGAAGUUGAACAAGCAAAAUUAGCUAUGGCCAAAGAUGAGGCAGAACUUUUAAAGCUGCAAGGUGAAGAGAAAAUACUAAAGCGACUUGUUGAACAGCUCAGAGAGCGUAAAGAACAAAUAGAAAAGGCUGAGGAGAAGGAACGGUUACAGAAAGAAAAAGAAGAGCAGGAGAAAAAAGAAGCGGAAGAGAAAGCUAAGCAGGAGAAGACUAAAGCUGAUGAGGAAGCAAAGAAGGAAAAAUUUGAGGAUAUAGAGGAUGGCAGUGCUGAAGAGAAACCUAUAGAAAGUCCACAUGAUGAUAAUGUUGGGACUUUGGAGGAUCCACAUUCAUACCAGGAUACAGCCGAGGAACAUGAUGACUUAGCUACUAAAGAUGAUGAUACUCCUGAAAAUACAAAAUCUGUGGUUGAUGGUGUACAAGAGGAAGCAGUAAAGCAGAAGAAAGAGUCUGUCGCCACAACUGAACCUGACUUUGAUGGCGGAAGCAAGGUGCCUAAUGAUGAGGGAAAUGAUGCAGCAGAAAACACAGAGUCAUUGUCAAAGGAAGAGUUGGGCCGCCUUGUUGCUUCUCGCUGGACUGGGGAAGAUGCUACAAAGGAAUCAGGGGAAGUUGAUGUUACAAAGGAUUCCGAUCAUGAAGAUCAUGAAGAGUUGCCUAAGGAGACCUAUGUUGAACAGUCUGAUGGCUAUGCUUCAGAAACUGACGAGGACAACCAAAAGUAUGAUGAUGAAGAGGUACAGGAUGAGGCAGAUGAUGAUUUUGGCGCUGAGGAUCACAGUGAUUCUGGUUCUUCAUACAAAUACGAGUCAGACACUGAUUCAGACUUGUCUGAUGGAACAACCUCAAGUAACCCAUCUUGGCUGGACAAGAUACAAAACACUGUUCGGAACAUUCUGCAGGUUGUUAACUUAUUCCAGACACCAGUGAACCGAUCAGAGGCGGCUACUAUACGGAAGGAGUUUGACGAAUCCAGUGCCAAGUUGUCCAAGAUGGAGUCAAGAAUAUCAAGUUUGACGCAAAAGCUAAAACAUGAUUUUGGACCAGAUAAGGAGUUCUAUUUAUUCUAUGGUCGUUGUUUUGAAAGCAAGCAGAAUAAAUACGUCUACAAAGUGUGCCCAUAUAAGCAAGCUUCCCAGGUGGAGGGGCACUCAACAACUCGUCUAGGGAGCUGGGACAAAUUUGACUCAUAUAAAGUCAUGAUCUUUGCAAAUGGUGACAAGUGCUGGAAUGGGCCCGACAGAAGUCUAAAGGUCAGGCUUAAAUGUGGGUUGAAGAAUGAGGUUGCUGAUGUUGAUGAACCAAGCCGCUGCGAGUAUGUAGCAUUGUUAUCAACUCCAGCAAUUUGCUUGGAGGAAAAACUUCAGGAAUUGCAACAUAAAUUAGACAUGAUGAUCAAAGACCAACCACAAGCCCAUGAUGAACUUUAGAUUGUCGUGAUGCAACCUCUCUGAGAGCGGUUGGACGAGUCCGAGGAAGCGUCAAGUGUCCCCUCUGGAUCUUUAUGCUGUGAAUCAGAAUGGUGGGGAGCUCCAAAAUAGAAAGUCUACUUGUUUGUUGGCAAGAGCUGACACUAAAGGAUUGAUCCUGUGAUACAUUUUUGAAAUGAGCAAUUAGACUAGUGAUUCGAGAUAUGAUAUAAUGAUAUGGUUAUAACUUAUAAUGUAAUGUAGCUUCUAGAUAUUGUUACGAGGACAGUGAUUUUAGAUGAGGAAAUGGGAAAGGUGGGAGCAUAAUGGGGACAAUAGAAAUAAAGAAGGAUGUGUGUGUUGGUAACGAAGUCGGGGCAUUGGGAACAUGGUAAGAGGAGUUAUAAAACCCAUCGGAUUCCUGUUAACCCGGCUCCUGUUUACUUU